CAGCUGGCAAAAGGAGCGCAAGAGGUCCUCUCUCUCUCUCUCUCUCUCCUCGGCCUCAUUCAUUCAAGUCACAUCCAGGCGACCUGCUGCCGCUGUGGGGAGGGAGCUGGCCACUGCUUCCCAGUCGGCAGUGGGGGAGCGAGGAGGGCGCCCCUUUGCUGGCUCCCUGCAGUUCCCUUCUGGAGCAGCCCUGGAAAGGACCGAUCAAGCAGCCCGAAGGAGCAGCGCCUUGGGUGUGUGGCUGGCAAGUGGCCUCCCCUCCGUCUUGCAUGGUCUCAUGGCAAUUUAGCUCUCAUCUGAAGUUUUGAUCCAGUCUCGGGAUGACGUCCAUGUUUGGCAAGCCUCGGACUCCCUCCUGUACUAAUGAGCGCCAUUUCCACAGCCUUCCAGAAUGCAACUUGGCCAUCUUAGGAUGUCAAGGAUCGGGGAAAUCAGCACUGACAGUGAAGUUUCUAACUAAGAGGUUCAUAAGUGAAUAUGAUCCUAAUCUAGAAGAUACGUAUGCUUCGGAAGAGGUGGUAGACCAGCAACCGGUUCUGCUGAAGGUGAUGGAUACGGCUGACCAGGAUGCACCGGUCAGCUGCGAGCGGUAUCUGGAUUGGGCCCAUGCAUUCAUUGUGGUCUACAGUAUUGAUAACCGGAAAAGCUUUGAGGGAUGCCAGCCAUACCUGGAUAUCAUUGCCCUCCAUCUGAAGAAUGCACAGCACGAAUCACCGGUUCUCCUGGUGGGGAACAAGUUGGACAUGGAACAAUACAGGCAGGUCACCAAAGCUGAGGGGCUGUCUCUCGCCACCAAGUAUGGCUUCUUGUUCUAUGAAGUUUCAGCUUGCCUGGACUUUGAAUCGGUGCAGCACAUUUUCCAUGAGGUGGUGCGGGAGGUGAGGCGAGAGAUGGAGAGGCACACGGUGGUCCGGCCCUUGUUCAUCCUUGAGGAGAAGCCCUCCCUCCAUCUUGUCCCUCCGGCCACGGUCGCCUCCAAGCACGGCUGCACCUAUAACACCCUGGCCACCGUGAACUACAAAGAAAUCCCUCCCAUAGCCCAAGCCAAGGUGGUCACCGUGAAAUCUUCACGGGCUCAGAGUAAGAGGAAAGCGCCAACGCUGACUUUGCUGAAGGGCUUUAAGAUCUUUUAAGGGGGAAAGAGGCUGCCACCGGCGGGCGUUCUGAGAGAAACACCGUGGACUGCAACGAAACUCCAUGGGCUCCGGAGAAACCGUGCUGAGAGAAACUCUCUGGACAAACCAGGCAGGAAAGGGGAGGAUCCGGGGAUGUUCUAGGUCUAAACCACCCAACUGCCCGUUUGCUUGUACCUUCCCUGGUUGGGGUAUGUCCACCAUUUUGUUCCUGUGGUUAAACAACGUCUGUAUGUUGUCCCAGUGAGGCAAAACCCCACACAGCUGUCGUUCUUUGUGGGACACACGUCACGGUCCCCACACACCCCUCAUAUGCUCAGCUGUUGUGCAGGACCUUGGCAAAUGUCUCCUUGGGUACAGGAAGGUUUGGAUAUGGACAUGGAGCAGCCAGAUAGAGUUCAGACCAAAAGAUGUCAGACCAAAAACCGGGAGCUUCCUCCCCCUCGUUUUGGAAAGGGCAGAAGUUCAAGGGGGACGAUUACAGUUCCACAGUGAUCAUCACACAGCAUCAUGUCCUUGUCAACAGGCUCCUGUACGGGGCAGGACCAAGACCAGAAGGUGCUUCUCUGACCUCUCCCCCCCCCCCCCCGUCGUCUCCCAUCCACGUUUACUCGAAAAGAAGCCCUGAAAUUGUCAACGCAAUGGGACAGACUCUCCCUGGAAGUGUGUGAUUUCUUUCUGCUGCUGUUGUGAAUCUACAGCAGACUGGUGUCAAUCAUGCACGUGCACACACACACACACACACCCAGCCUGGUUUCGCUUCCUAGUUUCCAGCAAAAAUGAGCCCCCGCUCUUGUUUUUCCUCACGACUCCCUUUUUUUUUUGUUUGCUUCCUCUGUGAAAGAAACUGCUAAAGUUGGCACAGUUUAAUGCCAUUCGUGUUGAAUUUUGCACAGCAAGGAUGCCAUUAGUACCCGGAAAUUCUAAUCAUCCCACACAGCCUGGCGUUGCCUUUGUAUUUAUUUAUUUUUUUCUGGUGAAUCAUGCACAGGAAAAAAAAUGACUUUCUGUGCAGGAAUC
Messenger RNA from Pogona vitticeps (central bearded dragon), 2153 nucleotides. It is a transcript of the gene RASL12, whose product is annotated as RAS like family 12. Lineage: Eukaryota; Metazoa; Chordata; Lepidosauria; Squamata; Agamidae. Gene Ontology annotation, molecular function: GTPase activity; GTP binding. The record is from RefSeq and is a predicted model, not a curated record.